Molecule: messenger RNA, 1892 nt
Organism: Drosophila obscura
Lineage: Eukaryota; Metazoa; Arthropoda; Insecta; Diptera; Drosophilidae
Gene: ppk9
Product: sodium channel protein Nach
Exons: 5
Coding region: 945-1892 (315 amino acids)
Biological process (GO): sodium ion transmembrane transport
Cellular component (GO): membrane
Molecular function (GO): ligand-gated sodium channel activity
Source: RefSeq, a predicted model, not a curated record
AAUUCGCAGUUUCUGUUUGCUUUUGGGGAAUUCAUUGAGGAAUCUCGCUUGCCGCAUUCUCGACAUAUGAUAUCCCACAGCAACAACAAAAAUCCAAGUUUAGAAAUUUCUGAUUCGCAUAACUCCGCUAAGGCGUACGCAUGAAUUCUAAAAUCCGAAUACUCACAGUCAAUGCCGCAAAACAACCCUUCCUGAAUGCCAUGCCGCAUGCAGAUGGAUUCCCCGUUCUCUACGUCCUCACAAAACGAGUAUUACGGCAUCAAAUAUGCAUCACUGGGCCUCAUUCACGCACAAAUUUCAUGCAUAUGAGUGGCGAGAUGAUGAAACAAAGCAAAUAAAUUGCACACACCAGACAGACAGUGGAGGAAAAUGUCAGUGGGGAAGUGGGAGGGAUACGACAAUGCGUCUGUCAUAUAUGAUGUCCAAAAGGAAUUUUGUGGUGUUAGACAAAGUACAGCAACUCAACUGUCACAGAGACGCAAAGACCUUACGAAAAAAAAAACCACAUACAAAAUAAUAUAACAAAACAAAAAAAAAAACAAAAAUGUUUGGAAAAUUAAAAGCCAAGCCAGGAAUGACAGUGUGUCUGCGCUUUUGAAAGCUUUAUGAGCCAUUGCUGGCAUCAAACUGUCAUUGUGGACGAUGUCAUACGCCAGAAAUGGGAAAUUCUCCAAGGAUUUUUGGCGACUUGUGUCUCAGUUCACAGUGCUCAAAAUGGCAAAGAAAAAGGGUUGGAAAAGCAUUGACGCGUUCAUUGACUCCUGCUCCGGGCCUGCUUCGCAUUUGGCCAUAAUUCUUUUGACGCGAAUAUUCCCGCAUAAUGCUCACAGAAAAGUUUACACGCAAUAGAUUUUUAUGUCCUUUGGGCGAGUGCACACACCCAACAGCAGUGCGAAUUAUUCCAAUGAUUGCCAUACAUCAGUUUUGACUGCUGCUACAUUCGAAUGAUCUGGUUCGCAUUCAUCUGUGUGGCCCUGUUUAGCAUCAUCUCCUUGAGCAAGCGGACAUGGCAGCGCUUCCAAACCUCCCCGAUGGUCAUAUCCAUGGAUCGGAACAAGUUGGUGUGGAACACGAGCUUCCCCUCGCUGACCGUGUGCCCCCACAAGCGUAUCGAUGAGCUCAAAGUGGAGGAGUAUAUAAUCUCCCAUGGGGAGGACUUUGAGACCGAGGAGGAUCAAGAGGAUUUCCGUGAUUUUAUUGUGAAACUUGCGAGCCUCACAUACGACAACUUGGAGACGCUGCCACUGAACAAGUCGUUCGGGAUUUCGGGUGAAAAGUACUUGGAUUUGCUUUAUGAAUUGAAAUGGGCCUUCGAGCCGGAAAUCAGCAGCGGCGCCGCCGUCAAAAUGUUCAUCUAUGAGACCCAAACGGAGUUUGGCAUUUGCCAUGCCGUCAACUCGUUGGUCGCCCGUUACAAUUCCUUUGACUAUUGGCGCUCAAAUGAUUGGAGUAUCUUGGACCAUGGGGAUCGUGUGACAGUGCAUCCGUUGGAUGGUGAAAUCUACGCUCAGAUUAUCAACCUAUCGACGGCCUACGAUGUCUACUUCCAUGGAGCUGGGGAUGUGCCCAGCAUAUCCAAGCAGCGCUACACAUUCCCAGAGAGCGACUACACCACCGUAGAGUUGAUUGCCCUGGAAAUCUAUACGAAUGAGGAGGCCAGAGCUUUCACCACCAAACAGAGGAGCUGUCGCUUUAACUAUGAGGCCGAGGACAUGCAGUCGGUGCCCAUCUAUAGCUUUGGUCUCUGCCUCUCCGAAUGUCGCAUGUUCUUCGCUCUGCGUGCCUGCGGUUGCAUUCCCCACUUUUACAGGAACCGCCGUGAGCAUAAUCAUAUUCCAUUCACCCAUUCAUCCAUCCAGCCUUCUCAUCCACAUAGUAGUUGCCCCACUUAA